AUGGACGACAUCGACAAAAUGUGCGACCCCUUCGAGGCUGCGGACGGCGUGACGGUGGAUGGCGGUUCCGGGGGGGGCUCGGAUGCUUCAGCGGGCGCCACUGGUGCCGUCGCGAAGGACAAACGCGGCGGGUCUUUCGUGGGCAGCGCCGGCAGUGGCUUUGGGGCUGGUGGCGAGGGCGCGGGCGCUGGAGGCGGGCCGAAACCACCGCAGUGCAAGGAACACGGCAUUCCGUGUAAAAUAUUGCAGCGUCAAGCCGAAAACUAUUGGGAGUGCGGCAUGGGCAAGGUCGAGGAUAUGUGCGACCACUUCGAGCGUGCGCGCGGCGUCACGGUGGAUGGCAAUUCCGGUGGGGCUGCGCCUGCUGCCGCGGGUACCGCUUAUGCCGCCGCCAAUGGUGUUGGCGGAGUGGCUUCGGUGGGCACCGGCGCCGGCGGCAUGGGGGGUCUUCACGGAGCGUCGGCGGCUGUUGGUGCGCUUGCUGCCGCGGGUACCGCUCGUGCCGCCGCCAAUGGUGUUGGCGGAAUGGCUUCGGUGGGCACCGGCGCCGGCGGCAUGGGGGGUCUUCACGGAGCGUCGGCGGCUGUUGGUGCGCCUGCUGCCGCGGGUACCGCUCGUGCCGCCGCCAAUGGUGUUGGCGGAGUGGCUUCGGUGGGCGCCGGCGCCGGCGGCAUGGGGGGUCUUCACGGAGCGUCGGCGGCUGUUGGUGCGCCUGCUGCCGCGGGUACCGCUCGUGCCGCCGCGAACGGUGUUGGCGGAGUGGCUUCGGUGGGCACCGGCGCCGGCGGCAUGGGGGGGCUUCACGGAGCGUCGGUCGCUGGGGGUGUUGCUGACGACACCCGUUCCCACGCACUAAAUGCUAGGGACCUUGCUAUCCAAGCCUUGGCCCAGUUCCCCAAUGGUGGCCGGGUGGCGGGUGCAGCUGCGGCAUUCAUACAAGCUCGCAUGAACGGAAGGUCAGACACGUAA
Molecule: messenger RNA, 969 nt
Organism: Ectocarpus sp. CCAP 1310/34
Lineage: Eukaryota; Phaeophyceae; Ectocarpales; Ectocarpaceae
Source: the annotation of a GenBank genome assembly